Molecule: messenger RNA, 1711 nt
Organism: Pocillopora damicornis (cauliflower coral)
Lineage: Eukaryota; Metazoa; Cnidaria; Anthozoa; Scleractinia; Pocilloporidae
Product: aristaless-related homeobox protein A
Biological process (GO): regulation of transcription by RNA polymerase II
Molecular function (GO): RNA polymerase II transcription regulatory region sequence-specific DNA binding; DNA-binding transcription factor activity, RNA polymerase II-specific
Source: RefSeq, a predicted model, not a curated record
GGGCAGCUGGUGAUAUCAGCUGUUAAACCUAUUUACAGUUGAAUGUGGUUUUAAUUUAUAUUUAUUGGAACAGAAUAUUUGAAGAUUACGCCUCAAAGCGUGCGAUAGAAUUCAUAACACACAUUUUGUCGCUAACAAAUAUUCUAACGACGGAACACAAGUCACAAGAGGUCUGUCAUAACCGGUGAACGGCAACAUUUGUUCGGAUCUUGACCCCGUAGAUGAUUCGAAGCGGGGGAAAAGUCUCGCUGGCGUAUCAUCAAUACUUUGUAAGUGGCUCAAGAGAGAGAGAGAGAGAGAAAGAGAGAGAGCAGUAGCGAAUAAACAACCCAGUACCGAAUUACUCGUGCAGUCGAUGUGUCCACAGGGUUUUAUUAAAACACUUGGAAGACUUGACGCAUUCCAUUUACCAGAGUUCGUCCACCAAACAUGAGUACUAAGGCCAUACCCAGCUCUUACACUAUUGAUGGAUUGUUGGGACUCAACCGAGACGAUGAACACAAACACCGUACAAAACUGGAACGUGUUUUCGACGAAGCAGUAGACCGUAAGCUGGGUCACAGCACAGAAGAGAGAAAACAAGAGAACGAUGCGGAAGCAAAUUCAGCGGAUCAGAAACACGAUGAUACUAAAAGUGGAGAUGAACUUAAAGUGAAAAGCGACGAUGAAGAAGAUCAGGAGAGUAAUUGUUCACCAGGAAAACUUAGGAAACAGCGUCGAUACCGUACAACCUUCACAAGCUAUCAGCUGGAAGAGUUAGAAAGGGCUUUCUCUAAGACUCAUUAUCCAGAUGUGUUCACAAGAGAGGCACUAGCCAUAAAAAUUGAUUUGACUGAAGCGCGUGUUCAGGUUUGGUUUCAGAACCGACGAGCGAAAUGGCGUAAGCGUGAGAAGGCUCAAGGUGUCCGCCUCCAUGCUCCACUUGGACUGGGUAACCCUUUAGUUCCUCCUCCACUGUCAGCUUACACCUCUGAACUAACGGCUGCUAGCAGGAACCAUGAUCAAGAAUGGGAUUGUGGUUUUUCCUCCGCAAUGCCGCCUCACCCGCCGCCUUCUUUUCCGGCCCUCCGACUUCCCUUACACCCCGCGGCUUGCCCACAGUCAGGUAGUAUGGCCCACUUUUAUUCACCGUAUUACACCCACCACUCGGAGUACUUUUCGGCGGCGGCCAUACUGAGCGGCGGCAAUGGCAGCAGCUCACUUCUAACGGCAACCUCCGUGCCCUAUAAGUCACCAGUGUUUAAACUCUCUCCCGUUGUGUCAUGUGGUUCAUCUCCUCGAAGCGUUUCACCGGUAGAGCCAGACAGAAGAACAACCAGUAUCGCGGCACUUAGACUGAAAGCACGAGAACACGCCGCCUCCUUGAGCUGUGUCUCUUCCACUGAAUGAAUUGCUUUUGAUCAUAUUUCACACGUGCUGCUUACGUCUGAGUAAAUUUUAGGAAAGAAAAUAGACACUACUUGUGAACUCGUUCUUUCAGCAUAAAUUUUUAAUUAGUUUCUCAAAGGAUCACCCCUUCAUUUGUUCCUCUAUUGUAAAGUAUAUAUCGACAGAAAAACAGGUAUCUGGUAAAGAUUUGUACGUUGUCUCGAACUGUUCGCGAAUUCUAUCGAAUGUCUUGGACUUCAAGAGUUGUUAAUUUGUUUGGGGCGCGACUCCCUGCGAAACAACCACCCGGUCAAUAAUUUAAUAAACGUCUUUGUUUGCGUUA